CUCACGGACGCGGAGAUGGAAAGCCCAAGGCUGCUGUCGCUUCGAGGGACGCGACAGAGCGGCGGUGCUGGCAUUCCCGCGGGCGGCAACCGGGUCCACGGAGGCCCCGACCCGCGGGCUGGCCAGGUCCCCGCGCGCCGACUCCUGCUGCUCCGGGGCCUUCAAGAUGGCGGGCCCGGGAGGCGGCGCGAGGAGGCCAGCGCGGCCUCACGGGGCCCCGGCCCGAGCCCAUUGGCGCCGAGGCCAGAUUACGCUGGAGGCUGUGGCGGCGGCGGUGGCAGUGACUUUUUCCUGGUGCUGCUGGACCCAGUGGGUGGUGAUGUGGAGACCUCGGGAGCCCGCCAGGCCUCAGGGCCUGUACGAAAGGAGGAGGCCGAGUCGGGCCCACAGCUCCAGAAGGGUGAGAGUGGCGGCAACCCACUUGGCCGCCAGGCACUAGGGCCCCGCUGCCAGUCUGCGGUUCCCGCCCCAGCCCCGGCCCCAGCCCCAGUACCGGUUCCCUCCCCAGGCCUGGGACCAGCCAUGGCCUUCUCUAGCACCUUCACCAUCCGCAACCAAAACCUGCUUUUGCGCUUUGAGAAUGGUGUCCUCACCUUUGCCACGCCCCCGCCGGCAGCCUGGGAGCCUGGGGUCGCGCCUGUCCCUCAGUCUGGGGGUCUGAUGGCUCCGCAAGCAGGGGUCCUGCACGCAGCGCAGCCCAGCGACUGCCCAGAGCUGCCGCCCGACCUCCUGCUGGCGGAGCCGGCUGAACCGGCGCCCGCCCCGGCGCCUGAGGAGGAGGCAGAGAGCCGGGCAGCAGCUGAGAGCCCCCGCAGGCCGCUAGGCCCAGGCCCGGGGGUGGUGCUGUACCUGUGUCCCGAGGCCCAGUGCGGACAAACCUUUGCCAAGAAGCACCAGCUGAAGGUGCACCUGCUGACUCACAGCAGCAGCCAGGGCCAGCGGCCCUUCAAGUGCCCCCUGGGCGGCUGCGGCUGGACUUUCACCACCUCCUACAAGCUCAAGAGGCACCUGCAGUCGCACGACAAACUUCGGCCCUUUGGCUGCCCUGCGGAGGGCUGUGGCAAGAGCUUCACCACAGUAUAUAACCUCAAGGCACACAUGAAGGGCCAUGAGCAGGAGAACUCAUUCAAGUGCGAGGUGUGCGAGGAGAGCUUCCCUACACAGGCCAAACUCAGCGCCCACCAACGCAGCCAUUUCGAGCCCGAGAGGCCCUACCAGUGCGCGUUUUCCGGCUGCAAGAAGACAUUUAUCACAGUGAGUGCCCUAUUUUCCCAUAACCGUGCCCACUUCAGGGAACAGGAACUCUUCUCCUGCUCGUUUCCUGGCUGCAGCAAACAGUACGACAAGGCUUGUCGCCUGAAAAUUCACCUGCGGAGCCACACCGGUGAGAGACCUUUCCUUUGUGACUUUGACGGCUGUGGCUGGAACUUCACCAGCAUGUCCAAACUCUUAAGGCACAAAAGGAAGCACGAUGAUGACCGGAGGUUCAUGUGUCCUGUGGAAGGCUGUGGGAAAUCUUUCACGAGGGCCGAGCACCUGAAAGGUCACAGCAUAACCCACCUGGGCACAAAGCCUUUUGUGUGCCCUGUGGAAGGCUGCUGUGCCAGGUUCUCUGCUCGCAGUAGUCUCUACAUUCACUCCAAGAAACACUUGCAGGACGUGGACACUUGGAAAAGCCGUUGCCCAGUCUCUACUUGUAAUAAACUUUUCACAUCCAAGCACAGCAUGAAGACCCACAUGGCCAAAAGGCACAACCUCUGCCAGGAUCUCUUAGCUCAGCUAGAAGCUGCAAAUUCUCUUACCCCCAGCAGUGAACUUACUAGCCAGGGACAGAGUGAUCUCAGUGAUGCAGAGCUAGUGUCUCUCUUCUCUGAUGUGCCUGGCAGUAGUUCUGCUGCAGUGCUGGACACAGCACUGGUGAACUCUGGAAUCUUGACUAUUGAUGUGGCUUCUGUGAGUUCAACUCUGGCAGGGAACCUCCCUGCUAUUAAUAAUAACUCCUUAGGGCAGGCUGUGGACCCUCGGGCCUUGAUGGCCACCAGUGACCUUCCUCAAAGUCUGGAUACCUCUCUCUUUUUUGGAACGACAGCCUCUGGUUUUCAGCAGAGUCCUUUAGGUAUGGGUGAUUCCUCAAGUCUAAGUGUGGGGCCAUUGGCAUCUCUGGGCCCUUUGGCUAUGAAAAACUCGAGUCAAGAACCCCAAGCUUUGACCCCCAGCAGUAAGCUAACAGUGGACACGGAUGCUCUGACUCCUUCCAGCACCCUUUGUGAAAACAGUGUCUCAGAACUCCUGACGCCAACCAAAGCAGAAUGGAAUGUACAUCCUGACUCUGACUUCUUUGGACGGGAGGAAGAAACCCAGUUUGGAUUCUCCAAUCCAGCAGGAAACCAUGGUUCUCAGAAAGAAACAGAUCUUAUCACAGUGACUGGCAGCUCAUUUUUGGUAUGAACCAACUGUUAAUUCCUUGCCACAUGGAUUACUUUUUCUGGACUAAAUGUUUAAAUGCAGCCCUUUCUGACAAGUUUGGAAAGGGAAAGAUCCCGAGGCUGUAAGUUUGGAGAUUUAAAUUCUGAUCUUGACUCUGAAACUGACAAGUUGUGUGACCCUGAGCAAGUCACUUAACCAAUCUGAGCCUUAAUUUGCUUAUUUUCAAAUGAGGUGGUUUGAAUAGGUUAUUUCUAAGAUUUUUUUCAACUCUGUAUUUUCAUGAUUUUGUGCUCUUUCUAUUGCAUGUGCUUCUAAUGUAAUGAAAAUGUAUUGAGAGUUAAUGAUCAAAGAAUGCAGAACUGACAUUUAACUUUAAAAUUUCAAUUGAAAUUUUACAGAAUGUCAAAAUGUUUCCUAAAUCUAGUAAUAGAGUUUGAAAAAUGAACCCUAAAAAUAUGGGUUGGUUCUUUACACCUCCUCAUCCUUCUAGUUCCUUUCUUUCUUUCUUUACUUUCUUUUUCUUUUUUCUUUUCUUUCUUUCAUUUUUCUUUUUUUUUUUUUGAUGGAAGGUUAUGUUGUUGUGGCAGAGCUUUGAUAUGACUUAGACCCAGAAAUAUUGACUUUGCGGUGUUGAAUAAGUGGCCUUAAGUAAGUCAUUUAGCACCACCAAACCUCAGUUCCCUAGCUGUAAAAUGGUCAUUGUAAUGUUUACCUAUCUGUUGCAUUAUAGACUUAUUUUUCUAUCCCAGGGGUUCGUUUUGGAGGGUAAAAUGUUCUGUUUUGGCAUCUUUUGGGGAAUCUUUAUCACUUUUCCUGCCCCUCUAUUUCCUUCCUAAAAGAGGAGAAAUUAGCAUAAUUCAACAUUUGUGCAGGCAGUAAAGGUUUAUGAACAAUAAAAAGCAGGAAAUGCAAUCUCUUUCUUCCACAGAUUCAGAAGGAUUUUUCUCCAUAGAUCUUGUGUAAAGUUGCCUCCAGGUCCGUUUGUCUGAAUUACAGUAUCUUUGCUUUGCAUUCAAAGCCAGCUCAUUGAGUGAAAAAUAGAGCCCAUGAUUCCAAGAUAGUCUGGGAAUGGAUCAGAGUGACAUUUUCUCCCUCUGUGUCCCAGCGGGCUCAUUCCUUGCCUUCUCCCUGAGUUGGAAUGAGAGGUUUCAUUUGCAUUUUGAGUAAAUAUAAUCUGUCUUACAUGAGUAUAGCAUUUUAAAGUUUAUGUAUGUAGCACUUUCACAACUUAUAUUUGAGCCUCACAAUAUUGUGAGAUAGUUGGGACAAAGUUUUAACUAUAAUUUAAUUAAAAUUUACCUAACUCAAUGUCAACUCCCAUUUUAUUCUUCUGAGUUUCAUGAUCAUUUGUUUAUAACUACUUUUUCUGUUCCACCUUAAUUGAUGUCUGUUCCCUUCUACCAGCUCUACUCUCUCUCCACCCUGUUUGCUAGUAAGUGCAUAUCAUUCCUUGUAAUGAUCUUUUCUUUUAAAAUUUUAAUUACACAAGUCAUUUUCAUGGUCACCAUAUCUCAGCAUUCCCCUCAUGCCCCAUUUUUCAGUCACAAUAUUUACUGCAGAUCUGAAUAUACACUAAGAAAUUACAGUGUGUUUCUAUAUAAAUCAAAUGAUAAGAGGAUAUUUUUAUGUAAGGUUUUCGUGAGAAAUGUGCUUUUACUUUUCUAAGAUUUUUCUCCAUAUAGUUCUGCUAGCAAACACUAUUAGUUGCUCUGAAACAUUCUAACCCCAGUACUGCUUGCAUGUAGAUGUUUGUGGAUGACAAGAAUAGCACUUUGGCAGUGCACUUUAUAAUUUGCCACUUUGAAAAGCAACUGUAUUAUCUUUCUGGUUUUUAAAUUAGUUGUGCCCAUUCAGUGAAAAAGCAAGAAGUAUAUAUAUAUAUAAAUUUGUAAUUCAAAGAAGUGGUCAUAGUAUGUUUGUUUCUAACCAUUUAACAGUUCUCCCUCAGCACUUUGGAAGGAUUUUAAACCCAUUUUGGAAAUGGGUUGUCAUCAGUUAAGUCCUCUAUUUUUAAUGUUUAUUUAUUUUUGAGAGGGAGACCGAG
Hyaena hyaena (striped hyena) is the source of this 4471-nucleotide messenger RNA. RefSeq names its product zinc finger X-linked protein ZXDB. Gene Ontology annotation, molecular function: transcription coregulator activity. The record is from RefSeq and is a predicted model, not a curated record. Lineage: Eukaryota; Metazoa; Chordata; Mammalia; Carnivora; Hyaenidae. The transcript has a single exon. Gene Ontology annotation, biological process: regulation of transcription by RNA polymerase II. Gene Ontology annotation, cellular component: nucleus. Bases 16 to 2448 code for a protein of 810 amino acids.